This is a messenger RNA of Thrips palmi, 1470 nucleotides long. RefSeq lists its product as uncharacterized. The coding region runs from base 1 to 1470 and encodes 489 amino acids. Lineage: Eukaryota; Metazoa; Arthropoda; Insecta; Thysanoptera; Thripidae. The record is from RefSeq and is a predicted model, not a curated record. The transcript is spliced from 9 exons.
AUGGACACCAUCAGAGGAAAACAGGAAAAUUCUCUUCUCUAUCAUUUUCAUGACGGAUUUUUCUUUCACUUGAACAAGACUGCCAAUGAGACUCACUAUUAUCGCUGUACUCUCUGGAAGCAAGGCUGUCCAGUAAGAGCCAACCUGAAACCCGAUGGUAUUUUCAGAACCAAUUUCGAGCAUAACCACCUUGCCGACCCAUCUCAAGCAGGUCUUAUGACAGAGCGUUUGGCACUGAUUAAUGAGGCCAGGCGGUUAGACGUAGCAACGGUUCGUGAUGCUUUCCUUGAUGUACAGAACCUUGGCUUUGCUGGGGAGCUCAAUUUCCACAGUUUGUAUCCAGCAAUGACCAGAGCCCGAGAAAGCUCAUGGCCCCAUGUACAGAAUCUAUCGGAGCUGUGUGAUGUCCUGGAAAAUCCCACUUAUGCUUGCAUCACUGCCUUAGAUCAUUUUGUUGACAGUAUUUUUGGAGGAGUCAGUCAUGGUCGGUUUGGGCCUGUGGUUUUAUUUAUGACCAAUAAGUCAAAUGAAUUUCUAAAAAUGAUACCGACAGUUAUUAUUUUGUGCUCUCCAAUUACUGUAGGGACCCAGCAAUAUAAGCUGUACACCAUUGCGACGGAUUGGGAAGGAAACGUAAUACCUGCUGCUCUAAUCUUAGUGGAGACUGAAACACAUGAUACUGUAGUUGCUGGAUUUACUAUGCUGAGAGAUACUGUUGGAACCUGGAAUUUAUCAUUAGCUUUGUGUGGCAUUCCGGGUGUUGCACAUGCUUUUCAAGAAGUCUUUGCUGUCAAUGUGAAACCUUCUCUUCUUGAUUACAUUUAUGACAUAAAGGCUUUCAUGAAACAACAAGUUUCACCAGCCACUCUCAAUGGAAACGCCCAAUUAAUGAAUAUUUUGGUGCUAUGCUCUGCUCUUCCUGUUAUUCCAAAAGAACUUCUUCAAAUGAGCAUUAAUAUAAUUAUCAAUGAGGCUGUAAGUGGAGAAGUGUACAGUGAUGCGACAAGACUUUUCAACUACCUGGAAAUGGUUUGGAUUCAACAUGCCAACUUCACGAUGUGUGAUGUUGUGAGAACCUCUUUUAGCAGUGUGGAUCUGAAACGGAGCCUGGAAAGGACUUUUAAGGAUUUCUAUUCCCUCAUUAGAUUCAACAGAAGCUUGUUUGAGAAAUCCUGUGAUUCAAUUCAUAAAGUUUACAACGGUCAGAGACUGCAGUACAAGACCAGGGCAGUAUUAAGCGAUGAACGAGUUGUUAACUUAUUGAAAGCUCCUCUAUCCCCUGUAGCAGCAUCUAAUUUACUCCAUGCAGUUGCUGAAAAAAUUAGUCACUUAGACACUGCUCAACAUAAGUUUCCAACUCAGGCAGAUACACUUGGAAAAAGUAAAAGAAAACUUGGCUUAGCAAUUAUCUUCUUUGAGCAUCAAAAUAAAGAAUGUGAGGACAAAAUCUAUGAAGUAAUAAAGGAGUAG